This is a messenger RNA of Oncorhynchus gorbuscha (pink salmon), 5710 nucleotides long. Its product is annotated as sphingosine kinase 2-like. Bases 1346 to 3925 code for a protein of 859 amino acids. The record is from RefSeq and is a predicted model, not a curated record. Lineage: Eukaryota; Metazoa; Chordata; Actinopteri; Salmoniformes; Salmonidae. Gene Ontology annotation, cellular component: cytoplasm; intracellular membrane-bounded organelle; membrane. Gene Ontology annotation, biological process: sphingosine biosynthetic process; positive regulation of apoptotic process; sphinganine-1-phosphate biosynthetic process. The transcript has 9 exons.
CUUCCUCCCCGCCGCUCAAACUAUCCAGUCCUCCCGUCUUUCAUACACGCUUCCUGGAGGAUAACCACAGCCGUCUUACGGAGCAAGCAAGCCGGGGAGGUAGAAUGAGGUAUACUUAUCUAUGUGAAGGAACAUGGACCCUUGAACUCAAGAAAUGACAACCCCCCCCGGCACAAUCUAGUAACAUUUUUGAGUUUCUAUCUGUUUUCUUUGGUUUUCCAUCUCUGUCUUUGAUGGAAAACAACUGAUUAUGUGGCAUUUUUCAUUCAGUUGACACUUAGCAACGCGGUCCAUGUCCAAUUCUAUCUCACUACUGUAAAGCCUGCUUGUCUCUUGAAGAGUGAUAUUUAAAUUCUACCUUGACACACCUUUCUCCUGCCUCCACAUAUCUCUCAUUUCUGUGGAAGAUCGGGACGUUUGACGUCAGCACUUAAUACGCAAUAUUCCACUGCAAUCUAGUGUUAAUUAAAUUGCUAUAGCCUCCUUGCAAGACCAAGGUGUGUUCAUUUUUGUCUGAUUCAUAGUUUUAAGAUUUGUUGUAUUUUAUGUUAUUUAAACUCUUGACAUGUAGCCGUCAUUUCUAUGCUGCACUUUAUUGAUAAAUAUCAAGAUAAUUUCAAACUGUAAUUUAAGCAUAUCUUUGAGUUAUGUAUAUUUUUUUAAUCUUUAGGAGUAUAUAUAUUCUGUUUUAAUUUUAAACUGGAAAAGUAUAUCGUUUUUGUUUACAAGCCUCAUCUGUCUAUCAUUCCGAAAUGGACAAAUCUAGAAUCUGAUUGCAUUUAAGGACAAGGCAGACAUAAUCUGGAAUUGACAGAUUUAAGAUCUAUCCUUGUCUUCGGCAUUUGCAUUGUGAAGGCUGGUGUUUUCCAUUGUUUUUAUCUGUUCCUCUGUUGACACACUAAGGAGAAGAAUCUCCAUCUGAAGGCCAGUGGGAUCGUACAAUACUUCUUUGAGUGCAGAUGGUUUUCACACGUCAACUCAGAGGUGCUUUUGUGGGUUGCCUUUGCAAUUCGAGCACUGAAGUGGAAGAAUGAUUUUAAGGAGGUUUCAGGGAUAAAUAACUUGUGUUUUUAAGACAGACUGACAGGUCUAUAGUUAUAUUUUGGUCAUCCCAGCAGAUCCUAAGGAGAGGUGCUUCUAUUUGAUUCUCCUUUAAGGUGGCCAUCAGUCGCCGAAAUGAACUGACAUGUGUAUCACUACCUGAAUUUAAACAUACUUAUUCCAUCCAACAAACUGCCAACUGCAUGAAACACUCACACACCGUCCACCUGUCAGGAAACAGACCUUACCUACCCUAAACCUGAGGGUUAGAAGUCCGCUCCCCGUCAAGCCCCCCACGCUAAGGAUGCGUUCCCCAGAGCCCCCCAUCCCAUCCCCAGCUGAGGCGCUACUCCACUGCCAGUUCGGGGGCUGGGGAACGGGCAGCAGCUGCAACAACAGCUGCCCCAACAGCCCUGGAGGUCCUGGGGGUCUGUCAUCCCCUUCUCCCUCCCCCAGCCCCUCUCCUGCCUCCAGCUAUGCCUUGACCCUCACCCCCUCCCACAUCCACGUCCAGCGCCUGGCCCCCCGCCCUGGUAAAGAGGCACGUCUAAUACUACCCCUGUCAGAGCUGGCAGGGUGCAGCUGUCCCCGCGCCCCUGCUCCCCCCUUGCUGGUUCUAUACUGGUAUCCCCCGGGGAAGCGGAGGAAGGGGGUGUCCAGGAGGAGGCAGGUGAGGGUGUACCUGGCUGAGGCCAGGGUGGAGGCUGAGAGGUGGUCCACUGCUAUACAAUGUCUGCUCAGGGGAGUUGCCAUCACUGCUGACACGGAAAUUGUCAAACGUCUACUGCCCCGUCCCCGAAGGCUGCUGCUAUUGGUGAACCCCUUCAGUGGGAGAGGCCAGGCUAUGCAGUGGUGUCAGACACACAUCCUGCCAAUGAUCAGAGAGGCUAACAUCAGCUACAACCUGAUACAGACAGAGCGACAGAAUCAUGCCAGAGAGUUGAUCAAAGAGAUCUCCCUGCCUCAGUGGGACGGCAUCAUCAUUGUCUCUGGAGAUGGCCUGCUGCACGAGGUGAUCAAUGGUUUGAUGGAGCGUCCAGACUGGGAACUAGCAAUAAAGACACCUGUAGGUAUCCUUCCCUGUGGCUCUGGAAAUGCCCUGGCUGGCUCCAUCAACCACCAUGCGGGUUAUGACAUGUGCCUUCGGGAGCCUCUCCUCCUCAACUGCUGUUUUCAGCUCUGCCGUGGCGGAGUCAAGCCCAUGGAUUUGGUCUCUGUGACAACCAGCCCCGCCCCUUCUCAAAGUGGCCGCCCGGGUCUUCCCAGAAGGAUGUUCUCCUUCCUGUCUGUGGCCUGGGGCUUUGUGUCUGACGUGGACAUUGAGAGUGAGAGGUACCGGGGUCUGGGGUCGGCACGGUUCACCCUGGGCACUCUGGUCCGCCUGGCCUCCCUGCGCUCCUAUAAGGGCCGUCUGUCCUACCUGCCCCCCCUCCAUAGUCGCCACAUCCCCAGACGCCAUCCCUCCGCCCCUGCGCAGACCCCUGUCCCGCAGCAUCACGGCAGAGAGAGAGGGAGAGGAGGAGGGAGAGGGCCAGGGGGAGGGGGAACGGGGGUGGUCAGGGCGAGUAGCUUAGCAGAGGAUAGAGAGAGAGAGAUGGAGGGAGAGGUGGGGAGGUCAGGGACAAGUUCGGAGAGAUCUGGGACGAGUUUGGAGUCGAAUGAAAGGGAAGAUUGCAGGAUGGGAAGGGAGGAUGGGAUGACGGGGAACACGGAAGAAAGGCCAGAUGAGGAAAGAGAAGACGGCACGGUGGAGCAGGACUCAGGGGUGAUAGAGGAUAUAGAGGAGAGAGUGAGGAAUGGGGAAGGCUGCAGCGGCUCAAUGGAUGGAGUGAUGGAAGCGAAGGAGGUUGGAGAGGGGUACGGGGUGGACAUGGGUCGAGAGGCCAACGAGGACCCAGAGGGGUGUUACUCGUACCCUGACAACCUCCAGCAGACCAGACUGGCUCUAAGGAAGAACUCUGCCCCUUCCAGCCAGAUAGCUAACGCCUUCUUUAGCCAGCCCCUCAGCCAGGAGGCCGACCCCGUGUCUGGAGCCUCGUACAGGGCAGAAGAGAUGGAUCUGAACGGAACAUACUUCCAGAGAGAAGCUUACCCACUGGACAUCGCCCGGGAGAGAGCCCUCACCAUAUCCUCUCCCUUCAGACACUCUCCUUUCUCCUUCAAGCCCAAAUCUCUGGACCAGAACACAUCCCGCCCCAGACCCCUAUCCCUCCUCCACCACCCCCACUCCAACUCCCUACCCCCUAAACUCCCAUCCCUGUCCCUCUCCCUCUCUCCCACGCCCCCUUCCUCCCCGUCCUGCGCCUCCCCUCACUCCUCCUCCUACCUCGUUCCGCGCCCCAACACACCCAACUCUACUUCACCUUCCCCGUCUCUCCAGUCCCCCUCCUUUACCUUUGACAUUGCAGAACCUGCUGGACCCUCAAGAACCGCCCCCCGUCUCACUCCCUUUCAACCCCCCAGGGAUGACCUCCUGCCCCCCUUGGACCAGGCCCUGCCGACCCGGGACUGGGUGACAAUAGAGGGGGACUUUGUGCUUGUGCUGGCCAUCUACCAGUCCCAUCUCGGGGCAGACCUCCACGCCGCCCCCCAAGCCAGGUUUGACGAUGGGCUGAUCCACCUGACGUUUGUGCGGGCAGGGAUCUCCAGAGCCACCCUGCUCCGUCUGUUCCUGGCCAUGGAGAGGGGGGCACACCUGUCUCUCAGCUCCCCCUAUGUGAGCCACGUCCCAGCCAGGGCCUUCAGGCUGCAGCCCCUCUCCCCACGAGGAACACUCACUGUGGACGGGGAACUGGUGCCAUACGGCCCGCUGCAGGCACAGGUCCAUCCCUCUAUGUCCCGGCUCAUUGUCGGCGACUCUGGAGUGAAGAUCACCCGAUUCUGACAAGGGAUUGGCUGACCAGAUCAGCUGAUACGGCGCUCUCUCCAACUAUGUAAUCUCUCUCCAACUAUGUAAUCUCUCUCCAACUAUGUAAUCUCUCUCCAACUAUAUAAUCUCUGUUGCCUUCUACGUUCACAGAGAAAGGGGAGAAAAAAAGCCUCAGAGACUGAAAAUAGACUGACUCAUUUCUAGGGUUUAAUGGAAGGGAUCACCUGCUGAGCAGAGCGGCGGUGCAGGACGCAAGCCGAGGGAUUAAUAGAGAAUUUUAAAAACGGAUGAAAACGAGCUUUGUUGCACAGCUGUUGGAUUCCACUCCGUUUAUCCUGAGAAGCCUGUACCUGCAUAGCCAUGGGAUCUAAAGAGGGGGGGACACGUUGAAUGUGUAUGGGGGAGUGUGUAUUCGGUGCAUGUGUGAGGUGUAUACAUUCUAGUAUGCACAAAUGGCAUGCAGAGAUGCACAUUUCCUGACCUUGCCUUACAGAGUUCAGAUUUCUUUGUUCUCUAUCAAAGCUGUCCUAGAACAGUUCUAGAACUUCUUCAGAGGGAGCCACACCCUCAUGCAAAUGUAGAUCCCCUUCCGUAUUGGAACCGCUGUCCUUCCCUGUAAUGCCUUAAAGUACAACUCCUGUGACUUUGCCCUUUCAGUCUUUUAUAAGAAGCCUAAACCUGCGACAACGCAAAUCUCCAUUCACCAGAGGCUGGUGGGAGGAGCUAUAGGAGGACAGGCUCAUUGUAAAGACUGAAAUGGAAUUAAUGGAACGGUAUCAAAACCCCAUGUUUGACUCUGUUCUAUUUAUUCCAUUCCAGCCAUGACAAUGAGCCUGUCCUCAUAUAGCUCCUCCCACCAGCCUCCUCUGCCAUCCAGGUAUAUCAGAAGGGACCGUCCACUACAGGAAAAACAAAGAAAAGCUGAUGAGCAUACUGUAGUGUUAAGUUUGUAUUGGUGUGUAUGUAAUAUCUGUGCACAAAGGAAGUUCAUUAGCAAUCCCAUGGAGACAAUUACUCCUAGAAUAAACCAGUAAAGUUAGAUCAACACUGAAAUAAAUAUAAAUCUCAUUGAGUCGUUUUACACGGGUAUUCCACAAUAGGAUAGAUGGGACUGUUGAACAGUAGCCAUCAUGGUGUAUAGUGCAUUUGCCUGUUUUUCUUAGAAAAAAGGGUGCAUGAUGAUGAUGAUGCUAGAUUAUGAAGUUGCAACACAGUGAACACGAGACUGUUGCUUGAUCAAGUUUCAUUUAUGUUGUCACGGAAUCCUCAGUCUCACAAAGACCCAGAAUGCUGGUUGUUUUCAGCAAAUAGUCACUAGUUCCACAUGUGUAAACUGCCUUUUUACUACAUACCUCUGUUGUAGUCGAUUUGAAUUGAUAUAAUUGUGAGUAGAUUCUGAAGUGUUAUGCAGCUGCAGAAAAUCAACCCUCGAUUGUAUUCUAUCUCUUAGAUAAAGAUUGCUGUUGAAAGGAACAAGAUGUACUUGUCUUGCUGGUGUUAUUUACCACAUGACAAGCAGAUUGUUUCCAUAGGAGACAGUUAUAAUCUUAAACAGACAACAUAAACUCAGUAAAUGAUUGAUUACCAUCUUGAGGAUUUAGCUAAUCACAGACGAGGCUGUGCCUCCCAAAUCAUAGCCUACAUUUCAGAAAUGGCUUUCUCAAUGGAAUGUAGCCUAUACAGUUGAAGUCGGAAGUUUACAUACACUUAGGUUGGAGCCAUUAAAACUAGUUUUUCAACCACUCCACAAAUUUCUUGUUAACAAACUAUAGUUUUGGCAAGUCGGUUAGGACAUCUACU